CUCUCAUCUUCUCAAGAUGCCUUCUAGAAAUGCAAGAAGGUCAUCAACCCAUCAAUCAAGUAUUGCACCUGAAGAUGGCACUUCAAGAUCUUCAGUCGCACCUGGUGGUAUGCUAGAUGAUGCAAAAUACACUUUAGCUUCAAGUUUAUUAGCAACAAUGAUGCGGGAAGUAAUUAUUGAUCAUGCAUUGAUGGCACAUAAGAAUAUCAUUAGGUUAAGGAAAUCACAAGGAAAGAUGCAAGGUGGCUGUACGGUAUGCAAAACUGCUUGUCAAGCGUCACCAUUGGACCCUGCUCAUACAGCCAAAUUGACAAACGGUAACGCAAAGGAAGCUCCGGUCAAACAGGAAGAGGAGAAUUCAACAUCCAAUGAAGCAUCAAAUACAGUACAACCAAAAGGAUUAGAGAUCUAUCACAACAAUCCACUUUUAUCAUGCAUCAUUUGUUCAAGGCAAGUAUCUGCGAAUAGAUAUGCACAACAUUUAGCAUCAUGUGUCGGUGUAGGAAAGGGAGGAAUCGCACGCAGAAAAGGAAAAUCUACUGGGAAUUCCAAAGUGAAGACCGCACUGGAGAACAGGAAACGAGCAGGAUUGCUGAUGAGCGGAGCUUCUACGCCGCUACAACGAGCAACACCUGUUCAUGAUGAUGGGGCAAGUGUUGUAAGCGAUGAUGAAUUUAUCAAACGAUCAAAAUCUAAUCUAUCCCAUUCGUUCACCAAAAGAUCCGCAAGUCCUUCUGUGACAGAUAGUUCCGACCCCAAAAAGUUGCGAACGGAAGAUGGACCUUCACGAGCACAAUCACUUCUUGGAGCUUCUGCUUUGGCCGCCUCACAACCUGCUACAGGAUCUCCACUCAAUCCACUUCGUAAUACCAAAACGAUCACAAUCGAUAGCGAUGAAGAUGAAGACGAUGAGGAUGAAGAAGGUGCUAUAUCCAUGUCUCAAGGUCAAAAGUCUACAAAUGCUCCUCAAUCUUCGAGCGUCUUGAGUGGAGAAGAAGGGAGUGAAUUUGCAGGAGAUGAUUCAGGAUCAGAGGAGGACAAUGAAUCCGAAGAUGGUAGUUAUCAUGAAAGACCAAAAGGUCAUCAUCGAUCAGAAACUGCUUCCAUUCAAAGUGAACCUGAAGAUGAUUUUUAAUAUGUUUUGCUCUAAUGUAUCAUAGUUUUGUAUAUUGUACAGUGAUUGAAUUUAUAAUACAGUUGUCAUGCCGAUGAAUCUAGUUCAGCAAGACGUUUUU
Meira miltonrushii is the source of this 1235-nucleotide messenger RNA. RefSeq lists its product as uncharacterized. The transcript has a single exon. NCBI's taxonomy places the organism in Eukaryota, Fungi, Basidiomycota, Exobasidiomycetes, Exobasidiales, Brachybasidiaceae. The coding region runs from base 17 to 1135 and encodes 372 amino acids. The record is from RefSeq and is a predicted model, not a curated record.